GGGGCUCCCGGCGCGGCGAUGGGGCCGAGCCGGCAGUGGGACGUCCGCGGCGCCCUGGCGGCGUCCGGCCUCUUCCGCUUUCUGCACAGCGCGGGGGGCGGCUGCGUGGCGCCGUUCUUCACCCUCUACCUGCGGCACCUGGGGCUGCCGGCGGCGCUGGUGGGCGCCGUCGUGGGGGCGAAGCACCUGGUGGGCGCCGCCUGGGCCCCGCUGGGCUCCUGCUACACCAGGAGGCACCGCAGGAGGAAGGCGCUGGUGGCCGGCUGCCUGCUGUGCUCGGCCGGAGCGGGCCUGCUGCUCACGCUGGUGCCCGCCGCGACGCCGGCCGCCGGGCAAGGGCUCUGCGGCGGGAGCGCGGGUGGCCGCGGUGCCGCCAACGCCACGUCGGAAGCGCCCCGGGAGGUGCCGAGAGCCACCGCACGCGCUUUGGUGACAGGCGCGCGGCCGGAGUCAACCCUGCAAGGAGUGGUUGGCUUUGUGGGUACACCCGGGAAGGAAGACGGGGGAGUUGGCAAGGGUGGCGCGAGGACGGAUCGCUACGCUGAUGGUCCCUCUGGCUCGGCAACUGCACUGGAAGCAGUUAAUGAAGAGCCGCGCGUGCUGGCAACGCCUGCGCCCUACGGCCCCCUCUCGCUUGGACUCGAGAAGGAAACACGCGGUCCAGCUGCUGUUGUGGUGGAUCUUGCUGAUAAUCCUGAAAAUAGCCUUCCCAUUAGUGAAAACAGUAAGUUCCCUUCGUUUAUAACCCAUCUUCCUACUGUUGGAGGCGCUUACGUCUCUGAAAACCUUUCGGAUCGCUGGAAAGAGGCUCCAGAUGUCAGCUUUGACAUGGUGCAAAACACCAUCUUUCAGGACAGAGAGCGUCAGGUUUUUCUAAUGGUGCUGGGGGCUGUCGUGCUUUGGGAGCUGUUGGCCUCCCCUCUGGAGCGGACAGUGGACGAGGGUCUCUAUGAAUAUCUUGACUUCGUCGAUGCGACUGACAGGUAUGGAAAGCUGUGGAUUUGGAGUUACUUGGGUGCAUCCGGAGGAGCCUUCAGCAUCGCCGUGUUUGUGGAUCAGCUGAACUGCUUCCUCAGCAGUAACGUCUCCCGCCUCGCGGUCCAUUUCUAUGGGUAUGCUGUCCUCAUGACGUUGUCGUUCGUUGCCAGCAUCUUUUUCCCGACCUAUAUUCCCAAGAAAACCAAACAUAUGAACAAAACUGCCAAAGCCCUGAGCCUUAUAGGCAGCGACGGCCGAGCAGUCCUGUCUGCUGUGACCGUCGUCCUUACUGGUGUGGCGGGGUCCACAGCGCAGAACUUCCUCUUCUGGCAGAUGCAGGACCAAGGCAGCAGCGAGACGUACAUGGGGCUUGCUGUGGCCGUCGGGCUAAUUGCUGAACUUUUGCUUUACUUCUUCAAAAGCAAGUUGCUGAGGACUCUCUCGAGCAGCGUCGUCGUCGCGCUGAGCCUCGGCUGCCUGGCGGUGCAGCUGCUGUGCUACUCGUUCCUGUGGAGCGCGUGGUCCGUCCUCCUUGUCCAGGUUUUGUCCGCCGUUAGUAACGGUGCGUUGUGGUGGGCCGUUAACCUGACCGUCGACGACAUUGCCACUCCCGGGAUGGAGAGAUGCCUGCACGCUGUCCUGCGAGGCCUCUCGCACGGCGCGGGAGCAGCCCUGGGGAGCGUGGCGGGGGGAUUCGUCGUGGCCAGCUUCGGCCUGGCGGUUUUGUACAGGGCGUGCUGCGUGGGCCUGGUGCUCUGGUUGUGCGUCUUCUUGAUCGUCCAGUCUAGGUUGCCUCGGCAGAAAAAGAUUAACUAUUCUCAUCUCCUGGCUGCUGAUUCCAGUGAUGCGAGUGACUCCGAGGAGGAGAAAGAAAGGGACUGGCUGGUAAAAGCUAUGAAGGAUGACGGCUUUAGUAGGAAUUGGUAACAACAGCAUGGGAUCAACUAAUACGUACUUGAAUGUGUGGGGUAUAGAGGUGAUGGGAUAUGAUGACGAUGCCCAGAAAUUGCCAUUAAUUCUAAAGUGCUAAAUAUAUACAGUGUAUAUCUGUAAGGAAAGAUGUUUAUAAGAAUAUUUUAUAAGUCUUUUAUUUUCUUAAGAUUAAUUUAUAGUCUUCUUAUAGUAAGUCUUGCUUUUUAACUUAAUGAUUUGGCUUCCAAAAUCAUAACAGGGUAUUUUCAGGUGUGCGUUUGCUGAAAUGAAUGUAGUUAAGACUUUAGUCAAAAAACAAACUUGAAUUCUUGCACCUCAGAGCUGAUCCUGAGGAAGCUGUGCUCCGUACUUUAACUUUAAAUGAAAACCAUUUUAAUGGUAAUAACACACAAACUUUUGCAAGGUGUUAUUAGUGUGAAUGUCUGUGAACUCAUUUCGCUGAAUGAGGGAUGUAAAUAAAAAGAAAAGAUUGUUUUGCUCUGA
Messenger RNA from Dromaius novaehollandiae (emu), 2394 nucleotides. RefSeq names its product major facilitator superfamily domain containing 6 like (gene MFSD6L). Bases 19 to 1905 code for a protein of 628 amino acids. The transcript has a single exon. The record is from RefSeq and is a predicted model, not a curated record. Gene Ontology annotation, cellular component: membrane. NCBI's taxonomy places the organism in Eukaryota, Metazoa, Chordata, Aves, Casuariiformes, Dromaiidae.